Messenger RNA from Melampsora larici-populina 98AG31, 480 nucleotides. RefSeq lists its product as uncharacterized. The record is from RefSeq and is a predicted model, not a curated record. NCBI's taxonomy places the organism in Eukaryota, Fungi, Basidiomycota, Pucciniomycetes, Pucciniales, Melampsoraceae. The transcript is spliced from 2 exons. Bases 1 to 480 code for a protein of 159 amino acids.
AUGGCUGUCAUCAAAGAGAAUCCAUUGGUCAAUCUACUCCGAAACAAGGCAAGUUUAUCAUCCAUCAACAGUUGUGAAUCUUGUCUCAUGACAAUCAUUUCCACAGCAUCUGCUCCAUUCAAUGAUAACCGCAAUGACACCACGGCUGCCAUUCCUAUCAUUGGCAAACAAGCAAGAUCACCUGAAUCUACGGACUUCUUGAGCCAUGAAGGCCCUGUUCAGCUCCCUCUCCACAAGGCUCCACACUUGAUGGUUGGAGAACAAUUCCAUGAUACAAGUGCUGAACGAACAUCUUAUCAAGCAUGGUUUGGUGAAAGUGUGUCAAACUUCACUACACAUGGAGCGGCACAAAUUGCAGACCACCCUCACCCAAAUCAACCCACAAACAGCCCCCAUAUGGGAAGAUAUCCCCACAAAUAUGCCAAGGCUUCUCAAGUGUGUGAAUUUACAAGCACCUGUGAUCAAAACAGUCUCAUGUGA